CUUUAACCGCCUCCCGCCCGCCAUAUAGUCCAAUGACAUGUGCAAGGCGGUUAGCUCGUUCUGGGAGGACGUCAUACGACAUCCUCUUAUUCUAACCGCGCAUGCCUGGCUCCGGGAGCGCCCAGCGCGGCGAUCAGUGGUGCGCUGUGUCCCUCGGACACAGCGGAUCACGGAUCAACGGAAAGAGCCAAAGAUGUCGGCUCGGCCAUGUGAUCAGCUGUGUCCAAUCACAGCUGAUCGCAUGUAAAUAGGGAAAUGAAGGUUAUCGGCAUUUCUCUCUU
Staurois parvus is the source of this 281-nucleotide messenger RNA. Lineage: Eukaryota; Metazoa; Chordata; Amphibia; Anura; Ranidae. The record is from the annotation of a GenBank genome assembly.